AUGACGAAGGAGGAAGAGUUCGAGUUCUACAAGAAGAAGAUGGAGCAGCUCAACCGCGAGAAGGAGGAUACCAACGCUCGAUUCCUCAAGGAGGAGCGCGAGAAGCAGAAGCUGGACAAGCAACACAAGAAGCCAUCGCUGCUCACCUUUUUCAAGGGCGGAGAGGAGGAAGAGGACGAGUUCGCGAUCGGCGCGCCGCAGGGGUUCAAGCACGAAUCGCACAUUGGCUGGACUCCCGAAGGCGGCUUUGAUAUCUUCAACGUUCCGAAUGAAUGGAAGAAGCUGAUGUCCAAGGCCGGAGUCACCGAGGAGCAGAUGCAGGACAAGGAGACCGCCAUGUUCAUCGUCUCCUUCGUCGCUAGUACUCUCGGAAACCAGCAGGGUGGACAAGCAGCGGCGCAGGCGCCCGCGGCUCGUCCCGUGCAAGUGGAAGAGCGAAGGGAAGGUGAAGGUGAAGCGGAGGUGCAAGUCAGCCCCAACGAGAACUCUCAGGCGGAACAGGAGCGCCCAGGAGAAGAAGAGGAGUCCAUACCGUCAGCUCCUCCUGCUCCGGUUGCGCCCGCUCCGGCCCAGCCCACUCUCGGAGGUUCCUCGGCGCCUCCACCGCCUCCGGUCCUCCGGCCUUCGGUGGCGGACGAAGGCUCGUCGGGCGACAUGUUCUCGGCGAUCCGCGGCGGUGUGGCACUGAAGAAGGUCGCAGCGCUGCCCGAUGUCAAGAACCUGUCCGUGCAGGAAGAGGACUCCAUCGCGGGAGCCCUAGCGCGAGCGCUGCAGAGCCGGCGAUUCGCGAUCAGAGAAGAGGAGGAAGAGCCGGAGGAGGAAGACAACGGCGAGUGGGACGACUGA
Acanthamoeba castellanii str. Neff is the source of this 846-nucleotide messenger RNA. Its product is annotated as P21Rho-binding domain containing protein. NCBI's taxonomy places the organism in Eukaryota, Discosea, Longamoebia, Acanthamoebidae. Gene Ontology annotation, molecular function: actin binding. The record is from RefSeq and is a predicted model, not a curated record. The transcript is spliced from 6 exons. Gene Ontology annotation, biological process: actin filament organization. Bases 1 to 846 code for a protein of 281 amino acids.